Messenger RNA from Schistosoma bovis, 162 nucleotides. The record is from the annotation of a GenBank genome assembly. Lineage: Eukaryota; Metazoa; Platyhelminthes; Trematoda; Strigeidida; Schistosomatidae.
AUGGUACGUUGUGGUCUCUCUAAUUUCUUCCUUAAGUCUUCAUCCCACAAGUCUUGGAAUUCAAUAUAUGAAUUUACUGUUAAAGAUAUCAAUGGUGUGGAUGUCUCCUUAGAGAAAUACCGUGGUCACGUUUGUCUAAUUGUUAACGUCGCUUGUAAGUGA